AUGGCUGAAUCUGUCAGCAUACAUUUUGAUGAUUAUAAAUCAAAUUAUAGUUCGUUAAAUGAAUUUAUUCAAGAUUUCUAUCUUAGAAAUCAAUAUAAACCAACAACUUUAACAUGCUAUAAUCAUUUGCAAUGUAAUCGUGGUGUAAAUUCAACAUGUCUUGAUUGGAGUGAAAUAUGUGACGGAAAAAUUGAUUGUUUAAAUGAUGCAGUUGAUGAAGAACAAUGUUGGUUAUUUGAACUUAAUGAAUGUCAAAAUGAAGAAUUUCGAUGUAAUAAUGGACAAUGUAUAUCAGAAAUAUUUCUUCGUGAUAAUCCUAAUAAUUCUUAUUGUCUUGAUGAAAGCAAUGAAAUAUUUUCACUUACCUCUAAACGUUACAAUUGCGAUAUAUUUGAACCAUCAUUUGAACGUACUGAACUACUCUUACAAGCAAUAUUUUUCGAUAACCUAAAGUCUAUAUCAGAUGAUUGUUGGUCAGCAUUUAAAUGUAUUAUUUAUAUACCAACUCUUCGAAAUUUAACAUGUCCAAGAAUAAUUUGUGAAAUUUGUCCAGAUAUGCUCUUAUUACCUGCUGGUUCGAUUUUAUUCGGUCUUAUUUAUCUUGCUUAUACAAAAAAUGAAUCUCAAUAUAUACGCUAUAAUGAUCAACUUUGUAAUGGUUUUUUUUUUCAAACAUAA
This is a messenger RNA of Rotaria sp. Silwood2, 678 nucleotides long. Lineage: Eukaryota; Metazoa; Rotifera; Eurotatoria; Philodinida; Philodinidae. The record is from the annotation of a GenBank genome assembly.